CCAAGGCCACCAGCGCGACUUUGCCUGCCGUCCGCGAUCGGGGCACUAGGCGAAGGAGGAAUCUGUGACGAUUCCCUUUUGUUCUUGCCUCCGAAUGAAAAUUUGAAGAAACGACUCUUACGCUUCUCUUUGCCAGGCUUCAACAUCGGCUCUGCGAGAUCUAGCGCGUGAUGUUGACGACUUGGUUUCGCGUCGUAAUCACCUACGGGAUUGAAAUCGGGCAAGGGCGGCAUCGGCUCGAAGCCCGGAGCUCGAGGCCCAGUGUGAAAGCGGCGCUCCGAGGGGAGAGGUGGAACCUGCUUGAGCGAGUUGGCCAGGGGAUGUUCAAGGAUUUGUUGCGGAUUUCUCGAUCCGCUCUGAAUCACGUUGAAGGAAGGCAGCGGCGCGUUUUCCUUCUUCGGAGAUUCGCGUCUAGGAUUGCGUGGCGGCCUGCUUGGCUGACCCAGCGGUGUCGCAGCGCCGGAGCCUCGACCAGUCUGCAUGCUCGAACGGCUCGGAGGGUCUGUUUGAGAGGCCGAGGUGGAGCCCGAAAACACCCCAGCCGAAGCACCUUCGUUGUUGGCAUACGUCGAAAAGCCGGACGGAUAGCGAGCAUCAGACAGGCCAGGCUGAUUGAUGCCCUGACGUGAAUUCGCUGCUGGUAGUGCGGGAACAUCCUUACGGCUGGUCCUAGAAGAGGCCAUGCUGGCUGCCUCUGCAGCAUCAACCCCAGGAACAUCGUCAUUUGCCCCUCGUUGAGACGCUCCUCCACGAGAAGAUGUACGCUUUGGCGGCGCUCUACGUACGUACGAUUGAGA
Molecule: messenger RNA, 797 nt
Organism: Ceraceosorus guamensis
Lineage: Eukaryota; Fungi; Basidiomycota; Exobasidiomycetes; Ceraceosorales; Ceraceosoraceae
Exons: 1
Coding region: 171-629 (152 amino acids)
Source: RefSeq, a predicted model, not a curated record